This is a messenger RNA of Jaculus jaculus (lesser Egyptian jerboa), 1947 nucleotides long. RefSeq names its product WD repeat-containing protein 49-like. The coding region runs from base 1 to 1947 and encodes 648 amino acids. The record is from RefSeq and is a predicted model, not a curated record. The transcript is spliced from 18 exons. Gene Ontology annotation, molecular function: protein binding. Lineage: Eukaryota; Metazoa; Chordata; Mammalia; Rodentia; Dipodidae.
AUGGUUUUCUGCGUCUAUAAGGGGGUCAAGGCAUUUUCGUUCUGCAAGAGAAAGAACUUGCUGCUGACGGGCGGAAAGGAUCGAAUAAUUAGAGUCUGGAGUCCUUACCUGCCUGGAAAACCGACAGGGAUGCUGAGAAGCCACACAGCUCCUGUGAUCUACAUCCACAUUGCUGAGGAGAACAGAGUACUUUCCAUGUCCUCCGACAAUACAGUCAAGAUCUGGGACCUGGAGACCCAUAGCUGCUGCUUCACAGCCUCCUCCAAAGCCAGCGGCAUUACGGGAGAACUCACAGCCUGCCUCUAUCUCCCUGGACCCCGAGCCCUGUGUGUGGCCACGGACACGGUGGCUUUCCUUCACCUGAAGCUGAGACCUGUCCCUGAGUCUCACCUGGAGCUCUCCCACCAAGAGCCUGUGGUAUGCUGUGGAUACAACCCUACCUUUAGGCACGUGGUCAGCUGCUCAGAAGCAUCUAUGGUGAAAGUGUGGGACUGUGAGACAGGAAGGCAGUUGUCGGAGUUUGUUGGGGCUCAUGGCCACGCUGGCAUCACGUGUCUGACCUUUGACUCCAGCGGAAGAAGGCUCAUCACUGGGGGCCGAGAUGGCUGUCUGAAGAUAUGGAGCUACAACAAUGGAUACUGCGUGCACACCCUACAACAUGAGGAAGAAAAAAGUGAAAUCUGCGAUUGUACCUACAUGGAAGUGAACCAAAAUAAGUGUAUCAUAGCUGUUGGAUGGGACAGGAGAAUAAAUGUGUAUUUUGACGUGCCACGUGACUUUCAUCACUUCUGGAAGCCUCAGCCACGCUGGCAGGAUGACCUGAACCAGGGGCACAAGGAGGACAUCCUCUGUGUGGCUCAGUGCCCGCCUUUUCUUCUGGCCACCUCCAGUUACGAUGGGGAAAUUAUAGUUUGGAACGUCAUCUCAGGUCACAUGUACUGCAAGCUGAACACUCCCGGGUCUUCCGAUGGCCCAGACCACGGAGAAGGCCCAGACCUAAGUGUUUCCUGCCUGGCCUUCCUAAAGACCCGAGCAGUCAAGUUGGACUCGGUGGCAGCUUCUCUGAUUGCCAAUGGGCCUGGAGGAUCGGUCAACUUCUGGAGGCUCUUCAGUGGGGCCAGCCUUGGAGCAAACUUCACUCCUUCCACAGGGAAAGCCCAGGUGAGCUGCAUCGCGGUGACAGCAGGAGAUGAACUCGCCUACCUGGCCGACCAGCAAGGCUUUGUGCACGUGUAUGACGUCCAGAAGUACGGCCUCUGGGGAUCAGAGCUGCAGGCUCCCAAGAAAGUGACCCUCUGGAGGGCCCACGUCAGCACGGUGACAGCCCUGGAGCUUAUAGAGGAAGAAAGCAUCCUGCUGUCCUCCUCCCUGGACCGCACUGUGAGGCUGUGGAGCAAGGACGGGGCGCACAUAGGGACCUUUGGGCAGAAAAGCCUCUGGGAUAUUUUUACUCCUGUCUCCUGGAGCCACCCAAGAGUUCCCUUUGAGAGUCUAACAGAUCCCCAGAGCAUGCCUGCUCACUUAGUGCUGGACAUAGACGCCCCUGAUGGGCACACGGCAGAAAGGCAAGAACAGGAACGGGCCACCAUCACAGAGGAGAAGACCCGUGCGGAGACUGAAAAGCCCUCUAACCUUCAGUCUCCAGAAGAUUCCAUCGUUGAAGCUGAGGCAAAAGUGGACAGAGAACAAUGGUCUGCAUUUUCCCAUGGCAGGCUGCUGCCAACACAGAGCAAGUGUUACCCGGAAGUGCCCGAGCCCGGAUGGCCCAGGAUUUACCAGACCCUCCGGUGCCACGAGGUCGCUUGUGUGUCUGCUCCCGGAGAGAAGCCAGACGUGUCUGCCAUCGCCUCCAACUUGUUUCAUGUAAAUGUCCUUACGCGGGACAGAGAAGCGGCCCUGCCCGAGAGAAGCUUCCUCCCUACAGCAGUUUCCCCGCCUGAGCUCUAA